Molecule: messenger RNA, 21261 nt
Organism: Homo sapiens (human)
Lineage: Eukaryota; Metazoa; Chordata; Mammalia; Primates; Hominidae
Gene: USP32
Product: ubiquitin specific peptidase 32
Exons: 34
Coding region: 14507-19333 (1608 amino acids)
Biological process (GO): protein deubiquitination
Cellular component (GO): Golgi membrane; cytoplasm; endomembrane system
Molecular function (GO): cysteine-type deubiquitinase activity; calcium ion binding
Source: RefSeq, a predicted model, not a curated record
UGGUGGCGUUGUGAUCCUGGAUGUGUCCAGGGAAGUCCUCUCCCCGUUUUCUUGGGCGGCUCCAGCCCAUCCAGCCCCCCUCAUCCUUCAUUGCCAUUUUCUCCUAUCAUUCCUUCAUAAAAACCUCAAAUAACAUCCUAACCUCGUUCCUAACAGCCUUAGCUGGAAGGGGACGAGGAGGCGGCUGCAAAGCGCUCCUCUCUGCUACUGGAAGCCCCUUCGUAUCUGGGGAGUCCCUGCCUUUUCCCAGAGCCUAUGCCUGUCUCUUGAGGGCUGUGGCCAUCCGCUUCUGCCACCCUUCACCGUUUGAGCGGCUGACUUUGAUAAGAACGAUCUGAAAUGAAGUUGUGUUUGAGGUGAGAUGAGACUGGACAGCUGGCGUUGGCACCAGACCUUGUCUUAGGUUUCAUCUCCUCCGACGUUGACCAAAGCCUUUGACUGCACUUGAUGCCCAGUUCUCGCUCCAUCCCUCUCCAUGAAAUGGCAUUGGGAAGUCCAGCAUUCAGAUAUUGUGUUAAAUCUCCCUUUAGAGACUGGCCUGGCUGCCAGUCCCGGCCUGCUGCUUAUUGGCUCUGAGGCACAGUAUAUUGUUGGCAGCCCCAACCCCCUACCACUCACUCUGAUACCGCUGUCCAUGAUCACUAAAGCACACACUAACUGGAAGUGUCUUGUUGCACAGUUUAUGGCCGGAAUGUCUUAAUUUUUCAUGACUGGGAUUUCAGUGUGUGUAGAUCUGUGUAUGCUUGUAUUUCUUUUAGACAUUUAAUGGAUAUUCUUGGUAAGAAGUGAAAAAACAUUAAGAAGAUUAGGAGCUAGGCAUUAUUGUUAACAGGUUUCCAAGUCAAGAAAUCAGCCAUGCUCCAGGUGGUUUUAGUAGCUAAGGAUAUAAAAUGGUAAUUAGAUUAAAAGACGGGUAUUCAAAAUGAGGCUUGAGAAGUGAACUCUUGUUCGUAUAUAGGAAGAAGAGGGGUAAGUGGGUAAGUUCAGUUGACCAUCACCUGACAGUAAGAUACAGAAUUGAGAUGUAUUGGUGGUGGUGGAUUUACCAGAAUAACACAGAUAUGCCUUUUAUGUCUUUCUUUCUUUUUCCCUUGUGGAACAGUAUAAUAAUUGUUUUUAUGGACAAUCUCAUUUGAACUUUUUUUGUCUGCCCCAAUAUGAGAAAUAUUCCAAAUUCUUGAUGUGUUUCCAGCCCUAGUAGGCUAGUCAUUUCCGGGAUGCUGUUGAGCCUGACAGGUCUGGCCUCAAUUAGGCAAUGGCUUACAUGGCAUGAAAGAGGACAUUAGUCAAACUGAUUUACAGCUUCAAGGUUCAGAAGUGUUUCUUAAGUUUGAGGGUGUGAAUACUAGUGAUGUACCUGGCAUUGAGAAAUUCCAAAAUUAAACUUGUAUUCAGCUCUAGCCUGCUUAAUCUCCUAUCAAACUAAGAUGGUACGUUUGUAAAUACAAAUGAAGUUAAUUGCAUUUUAAACUGAUCUGACUGGAAGGUUUUUGUUUAAUUUCUUAUACAGUGUCUGCCUGUUGAAUUUUAAAACACAUGUAUUUGAAGAGAUAGCAAAAUCUUUGUUAAGAGCUUAUUUGUAACUAUUGGAAUGAAUUUAUGUUUUUUUUUUGAGACGAGUCUUGCUCUGUUGCCCAGGCUGGAGUGCAGUGGCGCGAUCUCGGCUCACUGCAAGCCCCGCCUCCCGGGUUCACGCCAUUCUCCUGCCUCAGCCUCCCCAGCAGCUGGGACUAUAGGUGCCCGCCACCACGCCCGGCUAAUUUUUUUGUAUUUUUAGUAGAGACGGGGUUUCACCGUGUUAGCCGGGAUGGUCUGGAUCUCCUGACCUUGUGAUCUGCCCGCCUCGGCCUCCCAAAGUGCUGGGAUUACAGGCAUGAGCCACCGCGCCCGGCCGGCAUGAAUUUAUGUUUUACCAGUUUGCUUUAGAGGAAAAUUAAAGCAAAAGAGAGCAGCAAGUUGAUAAAAUUGUAUUUCUAAAUGUAAACCAGAAGCCCCCUUCUUUAAGCAUGGUCCAUUUAGUAAAUGUCAGACUUUAAUAUAGAAUUUAAGAUUACAAAAAAAGUUUAUGAAGCUUUUUUUUUUCUCGAGACAGAGUCUCGCUCUGUCGCCCAGGCUGGAGUGCAGUGGCGUGAUCUUGGCUCACUGCAACCUCCGCCUCCCGGGUUCAAGCCAUUCUCCUGCCUCAGCCUCCCGAGUAGCUGGGACUACAGGCGCAUGCCACCACUCCUGGCUUAUUUUUUGUAUUUUUAGUAGAGAUGGGGUUUCAUCAUGUUAGCCAGGAUGGUCUCAAACUCUCAACCACAGGUGAUCCACCAGCCUCGGCCUUCCAAAGUGCUGGGAUUACAGGUGAGCCACUGCGGCUGUCCCCAGAAUCUUUUGAUAGAGCUAAAAAUGUCUUGGAACCUCUUUUGGGCACUUGAAUAAUAUAAACAGUUGGUAAAACCUGCAUUCAUUGGUUUCAUCUACUUGUUUAUAUUGUAUAAAAUGAAUGGGGGAAAGGGUAGAUAGGAUUUGACAAACACACAUUAGUCCAGUGUGUGCAAAACAAGCUUGACAAAACUACAGAAAUACUUGCCUCCUUGGCUUUACUUAAAAUUAUUGAAUGCUAAAUAAUGCCUAGACACAGGUAGUAUUUAAAAAAAUAGGCAUAUAUUACCACAUACAAACAUGGAAUUGCAGGCAGUUUAUCUUGCAAAGCGGGGCCUUGGAAACGAAGUGUUAUGUUAAUGACAGAUAACACUUACUGGGCCUGAGUGGAAGGGCAGUCUAGUGACUUCAGUUACAUUUUAGAAGCACCUAGAAAUUAGGAAGAUUGGUUUUUGCACACUAUUUUAGCUAGACUGUUUGUCAGUUGUCUAAACCUUAACGUUUUCUAAAAGUGUACAUUUAAACACUGUUAGGGAGAUGUAUUACUGGUAGCUUUUAUUUUUUGGCUUGAAUCUAUCUUUCUUAAAUAUUUUGAGUAAAACACAAGGAAAGCCUUGACUCUUGUUUAUAUUGCGUGUGUUUUCUAAGGAAGUACACUUGUACUUCAUGGAUACUGGAAAUUUGAGCAGCACAUUCUUCAUCUCUUUAUUUCACCUCCUUGUUGCAUCUAAGUUUGUGGCUUGUGUAUUCUUAAAAACGUGUUUUAAAUGCUUGGAACACAGCAUUCAAAAACCGUUCGGUGAAAGAUGAGUUGCAUUUUAGAUCCUUUUAGAACUCUAAGACAUCUUAAAAAUCUUCACCAGUUUUUUAAUUCUUCUGUCUUAUCUGCUUCUCUGUCCUUCCUUUCAUCUUUCUGGAAACAGGAUUAUAAGGCGAUGUGUGUGUGUGUGUGUGUGUGUGUGUGUGUGUGUAAGAAUCGGCUGAAUUAAAAUGAUUCUUAACUUUUAAAUUGUAGUAAUAAAAUACAGUGGGUGAAUUUCUUCUAAUCCCUUUCUUUAAAAUCUGGCAUUUAUAUUGCUCUUAGUAGCUGAGUGAUGAACUAUAGUGUGUCAAAAAGUUAUGUUAUGGAUUCAUAUUUUAAAAUGUCCUUUUGCUCAUUAAUUCAGCAGAUUUUUACUGAAGGCUGGGUAUGAAUUAGGCACUAAGGAAAUGGAUAACCAAGACCCCUCUCUCUAGGAUCAUAUAGCUUGGGUCAGUGAUCUCCACUAAGUGUAUAUAGACAAUCCCCGACUUACAAUUUAACUUUACGAUGGUGCAGAAGCUAUAUGCGUUCAGUAGAAAUCAUAUUUCAGUAAAGUAUUAAUAUUUAGUAUUAAUAACCAUAGUAUUAAUAUUUCAGUACACUAAUAAAUUACAUGAGAUUUUCAAUGCAUUACUGUGUUAUUUUGUCCAACAGUAUGCUAAUGUAAGUGUUCUAAGCAUGUUUAAGGUAGGCUAAGUUAUGUUCAGUAAAUUUGGUGUAUUAAAUACAUUUUUGACUUAAUGAUAUUUUCAACUUAUGAUGGGUUUAUUGGGAGGUAAUCUCAUUGUAAGUUGUAUCAAAGAAUGUAAGCCUAUUCAUAGAGGAUGCGAAUAAAAUACUAGAAAUUCUGUUUAUAGUUCUAACUUGUGUAUGUUUAAUAAUGCACAUAAUAUGUUCAAAAGUAGUAUAUAUGCAUAUCAUUUAUAAAUGAUUAGCUUAUGGUAUAUUAAGUGCUGCAGUGCUAUAGGAGAAAGUGCUACGGAAAUACAGAGUGUGUAUGGGUGUCUCUGAUGGCCUAGAAGUGCUGCUAGCACUGUGCUCAUUUUAUAGUAUAUGCUCAAUAAUUGAGUGUUAAAGGAUUUAAUUUCCUAGUCACUUAUAGGUAGUUGUGUUUGCUAGUGGAAUAAUUAAGCAUGUAACAGUUGAUAAUUCAGUACUUUUCAUUUUGCUUAUCCACCAAAUCUAAGAUGCUUUAAAACAUUGACUCCCAACUAAGAUUUUGUUCACCAAUUUCUCAGUAUUAAUCUUAAAAUUUCGUUAGAUUUAUACUACCUAUGAUGUGAUGUUAGUUCGUUUAGCAUAAUGUAUCAUUCUAUACACGGAAAUUGAAUUUCACAGUCAGUACCUUCUGGGAUGCGUAUUUAUCUCCCUUAUUAAAGCACUUAUUUGCCUUCCUAUGAAUUUUUAAAAUUCACCAGUGAACUUUCUAGCAUUAGUUUGGAAUUGUUGGUUUCGGUUAAGCCUUUUAAAAGUAUACCAGAUCUUACUAUUUGUAAAGGAGAAAAAUGGGGCAGUUUUUAAGUAGUCUGCUUAUAUGUAGUCACCUGAGUGAUUACAAAGGUGCUGUUUUCACUAAUCUCACUGUUUCACUAAUUUCACUGUUUUCACCUCACUAAUCUUUAGUUCGUAGGUUUGGUGUGUCUCUGACAAGAGGAGAUAAAUAUAUUGAUGAACUCUGGAUUUUGGGGGAUGAGCAAAAUGAGGGGACAUCACUUGCUGGUUAGUGAGCUCCCCAUUUACCAAACUGGACAGCUCUUGUUUGUUUUUCCUUGUUCAUUGUCUCUCUUUGUGCUUAGUGAGACUUUACAGUGACAGCACUCAGGGUUGCCUUCCAGAAAGAUGUGUAAGGAAGUUAGAGUUGGGAUUGUGAUGCCCAACCCAUAGCCAGAUAUUUUCUCAGGACGAGAAAAGGAAGAUUUUUGGCACUGGAUUACAUGCUUGGAUCAUUGGAAAAGUUAGAGAAGUGAUUAUUAUUUUUGUUGUCACUAGAGAAAAAUCUGUUUUUGCAGCACCAGAGUAAUGCUGAGAGUUUGAAUUAGAAGCUUUAAUGUUAAACAGCUGCAGUGGUGGAGGGAUUUUUUUUUUUUUUUUUUUAAUUUAUGAACUAAAAAUUAGUAGUUGGAUAGUGUACUGAGAAGAUUAAGGUGGGACUGACAGUUCUUUUUAUACUGUAUCCGGGAAGCAUGGCUUCUCCUUUCAGAGCUUGUUUAUGCUUCUGCUUUUGCUUUUUGGGCCUCAUGACAUAUUUGUGUUUAAGUUGAGCAGUUUAAUGUCUUUCUGCAUUCCAAUAAGUCCUCUCAUUUAAUAAUAAAGAACUCUUGGAAGUUAGAGGUAUGUAGUUAAUUAUUGGCACAAAAGCCUGGUAAAAACUAGCUUUUCAAGUGUUUCCUUUAUUGUUCUUUCCGUUUGUUUCUUUUGUGUUGUGUGUGUGUGUGUGUGUUAUGCAGCAAUAGAAUAGAAUUUUCUUUUAUAGUCAGAGAUGUAUCCUAAGAUGUAUCUAUUCAAAGAUGACCAGAAUUCAAGACCUUUCCUUAACACCCCUCUUUAUUAGGGACUUAGUAUUCAUUAACAUAAGGCUCUUUUUAAUUUUUUUUAAUUAUCUUUUUCUUUUUUUUUUUUUGAGACAGAGUCUCUAUUGCUCAGGCUGGAGUGCAAGUGGCGUGAUCUUGGCUCACUGCAACCUCUGCCUCCCGGGUUCAAGCUAUUCUCAUGCGUCAGCCUUCCAAGUAGCUGGGAUUACAGGCACCCACCACCAUGCCCGGCUCAUUUUUGUAUUUUUAGUAGAGACAGGGUUUUACUAUGUUGGCCAGGCUGGUCUGGAAGUCCUGACCUCAAGUUAUCCACCUACGCUGGCCUCCCAAAGUGCUGAGAUUAUAGGCGUGAGCCACUGCUUCUGGCCUAUUUAUUUAUUUUUGAGACAGAGUCUUGCUCUGUCACCCAGGUUGGAGUGUAGUGGCGCAAUCUUGGCUCACUGCAACCUCUGUCUCCUGGUUCAAGCGAUUCUCUUGCCUCAGACUCCAAAGUAGCUGGGACUACAGGCGUGUGCCACCACACUGUCAUGCGCGUCCAUGUGAAGAGACCACCAAACAGACUUUGUGUGAGCAAUGAAGGUUUUUAAUCACCUGGGUGCAGGCGGGCUGAGUCCAAAAAGAAAGUCAGCGAAGGGAGAUAGGGAUGGGGCUGUUUUAUAGGAUUUGGGUGGGUAGUGGAAAAUUACAGUCAAAGGGGGUUUUUCUCUUGCAGGCAGGGGCGGGGGUCACGAGGUGCCCAGUGGGGGAGCUUCUGAGCCAGGAGAAGGAAUUUCACAAAGUUAAUCGCUCAGUUAAGGUGGGACAGGAAUAAAUCACAAUGGUGGAAUGUCAUCGGUUAAGGCAGGAACCUGCCAUUUUCACUUCUUUUGUGAUUCUUCAGUUGCUUCAGGCCAUCUGAAUGUAUUGUGCAGGUCACAGGGGAUGUGAUGGCUUAGCUUGGGCUCAGAGGCCUGACAACACCUGGCUAAUUUUUGUAUUUUGUAGUAGAGAUGGGGUUUCGCCGUGUUGUCCAGGCUGGUGUUGAACUCCUGGCCUUAAAUGAUCCACCCGCCUCCACCUCCCAAAAUGCUGGAAUUACAGGCGUGAGCCACCACGCCCAGCCAGGCUCUUUAUUUUAGGGAUUUUUUUUUUUUUUUGGACGGAGUUUUGCUCUUGUUGCCUAGGCUGGAGUGCAAUGGCACAGUCUCGGCUCACUGCAACCUCCGCCUCCCGAAUUCAAGCAAUUCUCCUGCCUCAGCCCUCCGAGUAGCUGGGAUUACAGGCACGGUGCCACCAUGCCCGACUAAUUUUGUAUUUUCAGUAGAGACGGAGUUUCUUCAUAUUGGUCAGGCUGUUCUCCAACUCCCGACCUCAGGUGAUCCGCCCGCCUCGGCCUCCCAAAGUGCUGGGAUUACAAGCAUGAGCCACCGUGCCUGGCCUAGGGCGGCGCUCAUCACUAUCUUGUGAAUAAGAUUCAGGAAAACUGAUGUUUUGAAACCUUGCCUAUAACAUGUUUGUUGGGGUACUAGACACUGGACCGCAUUAAAAGCAAAACUAUGCUAAAGUGGGAUUUUACAGAGGAAGUUGUCCAGUGUCUUUCAUUUCUGUAAAGAAGCUUGGUUGCCCCAGCAUCUUAUCCCUGUGGCAAAAGCCUUUUAACAUUUGCUAUGGUUGCCUUUUGGUGAUGACUCGUGAAAGGGUCUGGAGAGAUUACAUUAUGAAAAGGAUCUUUCUAACAAGAUAGGCCUCCACUAGUCUUUCCCAUGACAGCAAAUGGCAUCACUAUUGCAACACAAGUACUAAACUGAAAAAUCUAGACAUAUCCUCAGUUCCUCCCUUUCUCUCACUUUCUGACCAUAUCCCCUUAUCUCCAGUUAGAAUCUGUCACCAAGUUUUAUUAGUUUGGUAUUGAGUUUAGUCUGUUAGCUUCUGCUUAAUUGCCUCCACUUUAGUCCCCACUGCCAUCAUCUUUUGCUCCAAGACACUGUGCAGUAGUUUCCUAGUUUCACACAGUCAGUGUAUUCUUAAAAUCCAAACCAGAUCUUGUUAUUCCUUUCUUUAAAGUCUAUAAUUAAUUUUUAAAAAUGUAGUCUUUAUAGUGGUCUACAAGGCUGUAAAUAAUUUGGUUCCUGCUUAAAACUCCAACCUCAAUUGUAGUAAUUUACCCCUUGCCUCCUGUACACUAGCUACACUAGCCAUCUUCUUGUUCUUGGAACCUAUUCUGGCUUGCAGCCUUUGCAUUUGCUACUUUCUCUCAUCCUGGAAAGACUAUUUAUGAAUUUUUACAUGUCUGGCUCAUUCUCAUAUCUGAUGGCCACAGCUCAGAUGGCCUCAAGGACGCCUUCCUUUAUCACCUCAUAUGAAGUGGUAUUUGUCUAUCACUAUUGUGCAAUAUUCUGAACAGUUUGUGUACAGCCUUUAUCAUAAUACGUAAUUAUCACGUUUAUUGUCAGGUCUGUUGCUGAAUCCCCAGUGUCAGGAUAGGUGCAGUGCCUAAUGUAUUUUAAGUGCUCAGUAAAUAUUGGAUGUCUGGAUGAAUGUAUAAAUGUAUAAAUAAUGGAGAGAAGUUGUGGAGAGCUUUCAUGUUUGUCAGAUCGGGGGGUAAAAAAUAAAGACAGGAAUCGAGUUAUACUAUAUGUAUCCACCUCAAAAUUUCUUUUCCUUUCAGCAGCUUUUAAAAAGUUUGUGCUUAAAGUUUUUUUUUUUUUUUUUUGGGACGAUGUCUGUCGCUUCCCAGGCUGGAGUGCGACCUUGGGAUCACUGCAACCUCUACCUCCUGGGUUGAGGCGAUUCUCCUGCUUCAGCCUCCUGAGUAGCUAGGACUACAGGCACAAGCCACCACGCCCAGCUAAUUUUUGUAUUUUUAAUAUAGACGGGGUUUCAGCAUGUUGGCCAGGAUGGUCUUCAUUUCUUGACCUCGUGAUCCACCUGCCUCGGCCUCCCAAAGUGCUGGGAUUACAGGAGUGAACCACCGCGCCCGGCCUGUGCUUAAAGUUUUAAAUGAUAGUUAAAAAUAAAUAGUCCUAAAUAUAGUAUGUAGUUUUGUCUGUUUAGUUCAAAUAUUUGAAGCUGAUAAAUAAAUUCCUGUGAGAUUAGUAUGGGGUAAGUAUUGUACUUAUGAACACUUGAGAAUGUCUUUUGGUUAUGUAUAAAAUUUAAUAAUUUUAUUCCUGAAAUAAUCAUUUUUAUAUGAUGACCUUCAUGUACUUUUCAUUUAUGAUGACAAGUAUUAUCCUACUGCCAUAUAUGAAGUUAGAGUUAGAAAGUUAUUUGCUUAAAGUGUUAUACAGAGUUAUAUAAAAUUCAACACACAGAGCUCUCUCUUGGUUCUAAAUAAUCCAGGUGAUUUUAAAUUAAAUUUUAUGAUUAACUUUUUUUUUCUUGGUCUAAGACUCUUUUUCUCUUAUAUUCCAUGGCUAAUGCUUCCCUCCCUCUUUUCUUAGUCUUUUGUUUUUGUUUUUAUUACAAUGGUAUAUGCACAUAGUUUAGAAUCAGAUGGGAAUACAGGGCUUGUUAUGAAAAUGGUACUGUUAGCUGGGCAUGGUGGUUCAGGUCUCCCGAAUUGUGGGGACUACAGGUGUGCACCACCACACCUGGCUAAUUUUUUUAAAUUUUGCAGAGACGAAGCCUCACUGUGUUGCUGGUCUGAAACUCCUGGCCUCAAGCCUCAGCCUCCCAAAGCACUGGGAUCAUAGGCAUGAGCCACUGUGCUGGCUGGCGGAGGCCUCUGAGAGAACUUGACAUCUGGGCUUAGUUUUGACAGAUAAGGAUCUGGCAAGGCAGGUAGUUCGAGGGGAAAGAUACAUGGCAGUUUGCCGGUGAGCUUAUCUCACUAUGCCAGCCUCUGGAAAUAGAAAUCAUACACUGGCCCUAAUUUCAAGACACUAAAUCUUGUCAGGGUUUUGCUUCACAGAGAAGAUGCAUAAAAUUUGGUCUUAAAAAUGAGUUCACCAUGCACACAUACACACAAAAAAAGUAAAUAUUGCAUUACUGUAUAUAUGAGGUUCCAAAAUAGGCAAAACUAAUUUAUGGUGACAGAAUAGUGGUGACCUCUGAGGGUCGGUAUCGACUGGGAGAGAACAGGAGAGAGCCUACUGGGGUGCUGGAAAUGUUCUGUAUCUUAAUUUUGCAGGAUAAUUCCUUGGAUGCAUCCCUAAAAAUUCAGUCAAGCUAUAUAGUAAGAUUUGUACAGUUUACGUAAGUAAUAGGAGAGAUAAGAGGGGGAACCUGUGGAAAUGCAGAACAUUUCAAGAUCUAGAAAGCAACAUUUGCAAGGGUACACAGUGUUCAGACAGGGACCAAAUCAUAGAAACUACUAGGGCUUGCCAUGCUGAAACGACUGACUUCAAACCAUAGGGCAUACGUACCUUCCACUGAAGAAGAGCACCUGAGUAAAAUGACUAGAGGUGCAUUUCAAAGAUUAUUCUAUUGGAAAUACAAAGAAUGAAUUGGAGGAGUAGGAGGCAAAUAGUCCAAGGGACAGAUAAAAACCUUUUUUUUUUUUUUUUGAGACAGGGUCUCCCUCUGUCACCCUAGCUGGAGUGCAGUUGUGCGAUCAUGGCUCACUGCAGCCUCUACUUCCUGCGCUCAUGCAAUCCUUCCAUCUCAGCCUCCCAAGUGUCUGGGACUCCAGAUGUGUGGACCACACCUGGCUAAUUUUUUUAUUUUGUUGUAGUGACGGGAAUCUCACUGUUGUUUCCCAGGCUGGUCUUGAACUCCUGAACUCAGGCAAUCUUCUGGCCUUGACCUCUCAAAGUGCUGGGAUUACAGGUGUGGGCUACAGUGCCUGGCCUUAUUAAAAUGUUGACGUAAUAAAUGGGACUACCUAGUGCUGCUGUGCUUUCUCCUUAAAGGAGAAAGCUGACAGAAUACAACUAGCAGCAGUAAUCUGGUAAAUUGUGCUUUCUAGAGUAAAUUUUGUCUCAUGACAUUUAUGCAAAUAUUCAAAUGUUUCAGGAAUAUAAACAUUUAAAAUUUGGGUUAUAAAUAAUGCCUCCUGGCUCUGAAAUUAUCUGAAUUCAUGAAGCAAUCAGUAGUAAAUAUGAAGGAAAAAUGAAACACAGCCUUAUAUGCAAGGACAAGCACAAAUUUCUAAUUCUUAUUAUAAUUUGGGUGCCCACCUGGUUUUGAAGGUGAGCCUUGGUUUGACUGGUUCUGAGACAUUUCUCUCAAAUAGCAAAUGAGUAGUGGGUAUGAAUAGGGUACAUUGGAAAGUCAUGUCAAAAUUCCAUGCAAUUUUAGGAGCUUUUUUUCUCCCAUGUAAUUUAUAUAAUUUGACAUGUGUAUUCCUAUGUAAAAUAUUUAACCACUUCUCUACAAUAAGCAUUAAGUGGGCUAAUUAUUAUGCUCUUCUUAUUUCAUAUUUCUGUGAUUUCUCUUAUCUGGAAUGACUUUUUUAUGCCACCCAGGCUGGAGUGCAGUGGCACAUUUACUGCUCACUGCAGCCUCAACUCCCCAGGGUCAAGCCAUCCUCCUAUUUCAGCUUCCCUAGCAGCUGGGACUACAGGUGUGCACCACUAUGCCCUGCUAAUUUUUGUGUUUUUUUGUAGAGACGGGGUUUUGCUAUGUUGCCCCGGCUGGUCUUGAACUCCUGAGCUCAAGAGAUCCACCCACCACAGCCUCCCAAAGUGUUGGGAUUACAGGCGUGAGCCACUGCACCUAGCUUCUUUUCUAAUUUGUUUUUAUUCUGAGAUCAGAUGAGAUUGGCAUGUUCAGGUUGGUAUGGCCAUAGACUGCUUUUAUCUAUUCUAAUAAUUUUGUAUUGUACAAUGUGUUGGAAAGGCAAGAUGAAGUUAGAUUAUGAAGGGUUCAUUUCCAUUCAAUUCUGUCUAUCCUUCUGGACUUUGCCUAAAUCUUACCUUCUUUGGAGCUUUCCUGAACUUACUUAUCUCCUUUGAAUUCUUACAUUUGGAUCCUUUGUAUUUGAGUAUUUUUACAUAUAUAUGUACAUAAAUAACACAUGUUUUAUGUGUAUUAAUUUACUCUCCCAACUAGAUUGAAAGCUGCUGAAGAGUAACCUUUUUUUAAAACCACAUUGGACUGUUUUAAGCACAAAUUUAGCAUAUGCUUGAUGAUUGAGAGAACCAUAUGGUUACAGUCAUUGGUGUGUCUGUAUGAUUGUGAUAUGUUGCUAUUUAAAAAUCAAUAGUUAUUUCUUAUUUAGUUUUCUGUUAAGCCAUAACCUUUUGCUCUCAUUUAUACGUCUUCUGAACGUUAAGUAACAUGUGGCUCAUAUUUCAAACUCCCAAUUUGGAAUUUUAUAGCAAUGUGACUGAAGUUUAUAAUUACAGGUCUCAGAGGACUGCACUACACAGAAGUUCUCUAUGUGUUAGAAGAAUUUAUUAGAAGAUAGACAAUUGUAGGUUACACUGUAAUUUAGAAGACUUUUGCGCAUCUCAUGUAUUUGUGUCAGUUUGAGAAUUUGAAAAUGCCCCCAAAAUGUCUGUUCUUCACUAGUGCCUCUUGUGAUCCUGGCAGAGAUAAGCUAAACUUUUGAAAGGGUAGACUUUUUCUGUUUAUCUUAGUAUCCUGAGUCCCUAAAUCUGGAAUGUAGUAGAUGUUUGUGCAUUUCCCUAUGUCAGUGAAGUCAAAAUACUACAGGUGGAUUUUUCAGCUUUUCAAAGUUUUCACAUUUACUAAGUCCUUCACAGUUAUCUCCUACUAGUUAAAAAACUAUUUGCCUCAAUUUAUGCCAGUGCUACUUUGACAUUUGCAUUGCUGUAAAACCCUUACUAAAAGGUAUGUUUUUCUAGUAUACAAAUACAUGUAUGCAGCUUUUCUCAUAUCUUUGAGAAAGCAAAAAAUUGUACUAAAUUAUGAUUUUGACUGCAAUAGGAUUAUGGCUUAGUCAUGAUCAGUAUUAUAUUUUCAACUAUGUCUUACUAGGAUUAUUGUAAAAGACUUUCAAAAUAGUUCAUGUGAAUUUUUGUCUGAUCUUCACAAACUCAGGUAUGUACAUAGCUCUCCCCCACCUUCUCCUGGCUUUGCCAAUUUAUUUUAUUUUUAUUGUGAAUAUAUAUAUAUAUAGAACAUACCAUUUACCAUUUGAACUAUUUUAAAAAAUGUACAAUUAGUGGCAUGAAGUACAUUCACAAUAUUGUAUAACCAUCACCACUAUCCAUUUCCAGAACUUGUUCAUCAUCCCAAACAGAAAUUCUCUAUCCCUUUUUUUCCCCAGCCCCUGGUAACCUCUAUUCUACUUUCUGUUUUUAUGAAUUUGCCUAUUCUAGAUACUUCAUGUAAAUAGAAUCGUACAAUAUUUGACCUUUCUUAUUUCACUUAGGAUAAUGUUUUCAAGGUUUAUCCAUGUUGUAGUACAUAGCAGAAUUUAAUUUCUUUUUUUGACUGAAUAAUUUGUAUAUACUACAUCUUGUUUGUACAUCCAUCUGUUGAUGGGACAUAUUUGAGUUGUUUCCACCUUUUGGCUAUUGUGAAUAAUGUUGUUGUGAACAUUGGUGUACAAAUAUCUGUCUGAGUCCUGCUUUCACUUCUUUUGGAUAUAAACCUAGGAAUGGAAUUGCUGGGUCAUAUGGUAAUUCUAUAUUUAACCCUUUAAGGAACAGCUAAACUGGUUUCCACAGCUUCUGUACCGUUUUAUAUUUCCACCAGCAAUGCACAAGUGCUCCUUCCAUUUUCUCCAUAUCUACCCAAUACUUGUUAUUUUGUUUUCUUUCAAUUAAUAACCAUCCUAAUGGGUGUGACAUAGUAUUGUCAUUUUGAUUUUUAGUUUCCUAAUGGCUAGUGCUAAUGAGCAUUUUUUUAAUGUGCUAUUGGUCAUUUGUAUGUCUUUUUUGGAGACAUGUCUAUUCAAUCCUUUGCCCAUUUUUGAAUUGAGAUGUGUGCUUUUUUGUUGUUGAGUUGUAGUUCUGUAGUUCUUUAUACAUUCUGGAUAUUAUUCUCACAUCAGAUAUAUGAUUUACAAAUAUUUUCUCCCAAAUAUUUCUGUGGGUUACAGAUAUAUUAAUAUCUGUGGAUUGUCUUUCAUGGUCUUGAUAGGAUCUUUUAAUGCCCAAAAGUUUUUAAUUUUGAUGAAAUAAUGUAUGUAGUUUUGAACUUAAACAAUGUUACAGAUUGUGCAAAGGGUAUAACCAUGAAAUUCUGAUAGAGUGACCCCACAGCUGCAGAAAACCAGAAUAGAAAGAACCCUACUCUAAAACCCAAAAGACUUCCCUAGAUAGAGUCCUUUGAAAAUAAUUUUCUAAAUUAUUCACACAGCCUGUGGAUAAAUUAAGAGGAAAUGAUAUCUGUAACAGUGCUGCUUGUGAUGAAAACACGGAAGAGUCAAUUAUAUUAUCAAAUCUUAGCUGGAAUGGAAAAUCAGGAGGAUAUUUAUUAGCAAACAUUAAUAAAAGGUUGGCCUUUAUUAUUGUAAGCAUGUACACAGACGACAGCAGGUAGUCUCUACCAUAAGAAUGAGAAAUGCCUCCUAUCUUUAUGAAUUCUGAAAUUUAACCUUUCUUAGCCCAAUUGCUGUAAGGGCCUAGGGUUUAUUUGUUAUGUGUGUUAUUGGAGUAGAGACUGUUCGAAGGUUAAGUGGGUAUUUAGUGAUGCAAGUGACAUUUAUAUGUUUUAAAAUCUUCUGCUUUUGUAGGCACUUUUAAAAAUGAAAUGCUAUAUUUUUAAACUUUUAAAAAUUAUUUUUUAUUAUUUUUUGCAGAGAUGAGGUCUUGCUGUGUUGCCCAGGCUGGUCUCAAACUCUUGGCCUCAAGAGAUCCUCCUGCCUUGGCCUCCCAAAGUGCUGGGAUUACAGACGUGAACCACGUGCCUGGCCCAAACUUUUUAAAGACUUUAUUUCUGGAGGCAGGUUCUCAGAAGAUAUCCUAUCUUAAUGGGCAUAUAUAUAGAGAGAGUAGUAGUUACAGAUGUAGAGCUAAAACGACUGAAGGAUGCUUUCAAGAGGACCUGUGGACUCUCAUAUUACAUGGGCCAGCACUGCUUCAUCCGGGAAGUGCUUGGGGAUGGAGUGCCUCCAAAGGUUGCUGAGGUGAUUUACUGUUCUUUUGGUGGAACAUCCAAAGGGCUGCACUUCAAUAAUUUAAUAGUUGGACUUGUCCUCCUUACAAGAGGCAAAGAUGAAGAGAAAGCAAAAUACAUUUUUAGUCUUUUUUCAAGUGAAUCUGGGAACUAUGUUAUACGGGAAGAAAUGGAAAGAAUGCUCCACGUGGUGGAUGGUAAAGUCCCAGAUACACUCAGGAAGUGUUUCUCAGAGGGUGAAAAGGUAAACUAUGAAAAGUUUAGAAAUUGGCUUUUUCUAAACAAAGAUGCUUUUACUUUCUCUCGAUGGCUUCUAUCUGGAGGUGUGUAUGUUACCCUCACUGAUGAUAGUGAUACUCCUACUUUCUACCAAACUCUGGCUGGAGUCACACAUUUGGAGGAAUCAGACAUCAUUGAUCUUGAGAAACGCUAUUGGUUAUUGAAGGCUCAAUCCCGGACUGGACGAUUUGAUUUAGAGACAUUUGGCCCAUUGGUUUCACCACCUAUUCGUCCAUCUCUAAGUGAAGGUUUGUUUAAUGCUUUUGAUGAAAAUCGUGACAAUCACAUAGAUUUUAAGGAGAUAUCCUGUGGGUUAUCAGCCUGUUGCAGGGGACCCCUGGCUGAAAGACAAAAAUUUUGCUUCAAGGUAUUUGAUGUUGACCGUGAUGGAGUUCUCUCCAGGGUUGAACUGAGAGACAUGGUGGUUGCACUUUUAGAAGUCUGGAAGGACAACCGCACUGAUGAUAUUCCUGAAUUACAUAUGGAUCUCUCUGAUAUUGUAGAAGGCAUACUGAAUGCACAUGACACCACAAAGAUGGGUCAUCUUACUCUGGAAGACUAUCAGAUCUGGAGUGUGAAAAAUGUUCUUGCCAAUGAGUUUUUGAACCUCCUUUUCCAGGUGUGUCACAUAGUUCUGGGGUUAAGACCAGCUACUCCGGAAGAAGAAGGACAAAUUAUUAGAGGAUGGUUAGAACGAGAGAGCAGGUAUGGUCUGCAAGCAGGACACAACUGGUUUAUCAUCUCCAUGCAGUGGUGGCAACAGUGGAAAGAAUAUGUCAAAUACGAUGCCAACCCUGUGGUAAUUGAGCCAUCAUCUGUUUUGAAUGGAGGAAAAUACUCAUUUGGAACUGCAGCCCAUCCUAUGGAGCAGGUCGAAGAUAGAAUUGGAAGCAGCCUCAGUUACGUGAAUACUACAGAAGAGAAAUUUUCAGACAACAUUUCUACUGCAUCUGAAGCCUCAGAAACUGCUGGCAGCGGCUUUCUGUAUUCUGCCACACCAGGGGCAGAUGUUUGCUUUGCUCGACAACAUAACACUUCUGACAAUAACAACCAGUGUUUGCUGGGAGCCAAUGGGAAUAUUUUGUUGCACCUUAACCCUCAGAAACCAGGGGCUAUUGAUAAUCAGCCAUUAGUAACUCAAGAACCAGUAAAGGCUACAUCAUUAACACUAGAAGGAGGACGAUUAAAACGAACUCCACAGCUGAUUCAUGGAAGAGACUAUGAAAUGGUCCCAGAACCUGUGUGGAGAGCACUUUAUCACUGGUAUGGAGCAAACCUGGCCUUACCUAGACCAGUUAUCAAGAACAGCAAGACAGACAUCCCAGAGCUGGAAUUAUUUCCCCGCUAUCUUCUCUUCCUGAGACAGCAGCCUGCCACUCGGACACAGCAGUCUAACAUCUGGGUGAAUAUGGGUAUGAUGAGCCUGAGAAUGUUUCCUCAGCAUUUACCGAGAGGAAAUGUACCUUCUCCGAAUGCACCUUUAAAGCGGGUAUUAGCCUAUACAGGCUGUUUUAGUCGAAUGCAGACCAUCAAGGAAAUUCACGAAUAUCUAUCUCAAAGGCUGCGCAUUAAAGAGGAAGAUAUGCGCCUGUGGCUAUACAACAGUGAGAACUACCUUACUCUUCUGGAUGAUGAGGAUCAUAAAUUGGAAUAUUUGAAAAUCCAGGAUGAACAACACCUGGUAAUUGAAGUUCGCAACAAAGAUAUGAGUUGGCCUGAGGAGAUGUCUUUUAUAGCAAAUAGUAGUAAAAUAGAUAGACACAAGGUUCCCACAGAAAAGGGAGCCACAGGUCUAAGCAAUCUGGGAAACACAUGCUUCAUGAACUCAAGCAUCCAGUGUGUUAGUAACACACAGCCACUGACACAGUAUUUUAUCUCAGGGAGACAUCUUUAUGAACUCAACAGGACAAAUCCCAUUGGUAUGAAGGGGCAUAUGGCUAAAUGCUAUGGUGAUUUAGUGCAGGAACUUUGGAGUGGAACUCAGAAGAAUGUUGCCCCAUUAAAGCUUCGGUGGACCAUAGCAAAAUAUGCUCCCAGGUUUAAUGGGUUUCAGCAACAGGACUCCCAAGAACUUCUGGCUUUUCUCUUGGAUGGUCUUCAUGAAGAUCUUAAUCGAGUCCAUGAAAAGCCAUAUGUGGAACUGAAGGACAGUGAUGGGCGACCAGACUGGGAAGUAGCUGCAGAGGCCUGGGACAACCAUCUAAGAAGAAAUAGAUCAAUUGUUGUGGAUUUGUUCCAUGGGCAGCUAAGAUCUCAAGUAAAAUGCAAGACAUGUGGGCAUAUAAGUGUCCGAUUUGACCCUUUCAAUUUUUUGUCUUUGCCACUACCAAUGGACAGUUAUAUGCACUUAGAAAUAACAGUGAUUAAGUUAGAUGGUACUACCCCUGUACGGUAUGGACUAAGACUGAAUAUGGAUGAAAAGUACACAGGUUUAAAAAAACAGCUGAGUGAUCUCUGUGGACUUAAUUCAGAACAAAUCCUUCUAGCAGAAGUACAUGGUUCCAACAUAAAGAACUUUCCUCAGGACAACCAAAAAGUACGACUCUCAGUGAGUGGAUUUUUGUGUGCAUUUGAAAUUCCUGUCCCUGUGUCUCCAAUUUCAGCUUCUAGUCCAACACAGACAGAUUUCUCCUCUUCGCCAUCUACAAAUGAAAUGUUCACCCUAACUACCAAUGGGGACCUACCCCGACCAAUAUUCAUCCCCAAUGGAAUGCCAAACACUGUUGUGCCAUGUGGAACUGAGAAGAACUUCACAAAUGGAAUGGUUAAUGGUCACAUGCCAUCUCUUCCUGACAGCCCCUUUACAGGUUACAUCAUUGCAGUCCACCGAAAAAUGAUGAGGACAGAACUGUAUUUCCUGUCAUCUCAGAAGAAUCGCCCCAGCCUCUUUGGAAUGCCAUUGAUUGUUCCAUGUACUGUGCAUACCCGGAAGAAAGACCUAUAUGAUGCGGUUUGGAUUCAAGUAUCCCGGUUAGCGAGCCCACUCCCACCUCAGGAAGCUAGUAAUCAUGCCCAGGAUUGUGACGACAGUAUGGGCUAUCAAUAUCCAUUCACUCUACGAGUUGUGCAGAAAGAUGGGAACUCCUGUGCUUGGUGCCCAUGGUAUAGAUUUUGCAGAGGCUGUAAAAUUGAUUGUGGGGAAGACAGAGCUUUCAUUGGAAAUGCCUAUAUCGCUGUGGAUUGGGAUCCCACAGCCCUUCACCUUCGCUAUCAAACAUCCCAGGAAAGGGUUGUAGAUGAGCAUGAGAGUGUGGAGCAGAGUCGGCGAGCGCAAGCCGAGCCCAUCAACCUGGACAGCUGUCUCCGUGCUUUCACCAGUGAGGAAGAGCUAGGGGAAAAUGAGAUGUACUACUGUUCCAAGUGUAAGACCCACUGCUUAGCAACAAAGAAGCUGGAUCUCUGGAGGCUUCCACCCAUCCUGAUUAUUCACCUUAAGCGAUUUCAAUUUGUAAAUGGUCGGUGGAUAAAAUCACAGAAAAUUGUCAAAUUUCCUCGGGAAAGUUUUGAUCCAAGUGCUUUUUUGGUACCAAGAGACCCGGCUCUCUGCCAGCAUAAACCACUCACACCCCAGGGGGAUGAGCUCUCUGAGCCCAGGAUUCUGGCAAGGGAGGUGAAGAAAGUGGAUGCGCAGAGUUCGGCUGGGGAAGAGGACGUGCUCCUGAGCAAAAGCCCAUCCUCACUCAGCGCUAACAUCAUCAGCAGCCCGAAAGGUUCUCCUUCUUCAUCAAGAAAAAGUGGAACCAGCUGUCCCUCCAGCAAAAACAGCAGCCCUAAUAGCAGCCCACGGACUUUGGGGAGGAGCAAAGGGAGGCUCCGGCUGCCCCAGAUUGGCAGCAAAAAUAAACUGUCAAGUAGUAAAGAGAACUUGGAUGCCAGCAAAGAAAAUGGGGCUGGGCAGAUAUGUGAGCUGGCUGACGCCUUGAGUCGAGGGCAUGUGCUGGGGGGCAGCCAACCAGAGUUGGUCACUCCUCAGGACCAUGAGGUAGCUUUGGCCAAUGGAUUCCUUUAUGAGCAUGAAGCAUGUGGCAAUGGCUACAGCAAUGGUCAGCUUGGAAACCACAGUGAAGAAGACAGCACUGAUGACCAAAGAGAAGAUACUCGUAUUAAGCCUAUUUAUAAUCUAUAUGCAAUUUCGUGCCAUUCAGGAAUUCUGGGUGGGGGCCAUUACGUCACUUAUGCCAAAAACCCAAACUGCAAGUGGUACUGUUACAAUGACAGCAGCUGUAAGGAACUUCACCCGGAUGAAAUUGACACCGACUCUGCCUACAUUCUUUUCUAUGAGCAGCAGGGGAUAGACUAUGCACAAUUUCUGCCAAAGACUGAUGGCAAAAAGAUGGCAGACACAAGCAGUAUGGAUGAAGACUUUGAGUCUGAUUACAAAAAGUACUGUGUGUUACAGUAAAGCUACCACUCUGGCUGCUAGACAGCUUGGCGGUGAGGGAGAUGACUCCUUGUAGCUGACAUUUGGCAAAAGCGUCACUGAAAGGCAAGCUAAAUGUAGUUAUUUUAUCCUGUGGCCCUGAAGCACAAAAUAAAAAUUCUAAUUAAAAUAGUUAACUUUAAGAGUAGUAAUCAUUUUAUUUUGAAGUCUCAUACAAGCUCUCCGAUAGAGAACUUUCAGGCAGAUCCCACCAUUAGCCUGUAAACAAAAGGUUUGGCACCAGCCACCUGGGACCAAAUAAGAAUUCAAUUGUGCUUGUCCAGAUAUGAACAAAUAUGUAGUGAGUAUAGAGUUUACCAUAAUCAUAACAAAUAUUAAAGAUUUCCUUGGAGUCAGAGUAAAAAACAAACAAUUAUAAUGUUGUCUAGGGACGACAUGAUAUGCUACCUCCUUUUUCCUGAAGUUUUAUUCCAUUAUAUUGACAAGAUGGAGAAAGCAAGAUCACGAAGGUGUGCAAAUGAUUCUUAAGGCAUGGACGAGGAUUUUUCAAUUUAUUUUUUAAACUGUUUCCAUACCCUUUCUUUGUCUUUCUUGCUUUUUGUUUUUGCCGUUGUAUUUAUGUUUGAGACACAACCAGUCAUUGGUGGCAGGGGCAUAUAGUGGUCAGUCUGAAAGGGAGGCUCUCUUAAGAGCUGUGUGCCUUCCACCCAGAGCCUUGUGGGAGACCCAGUAGAAAGAAACAGCAUCCUGGGAAAUCCAGCUACCAUGGCCCUCCCAGUGGAGGCAUCUUACAUUUAGGAUACUUCAAGUAUCCUCAGAAAUGUAUUCUGCACCCCCGGCCCCACCCAUGCUGAGGGAAGGGGAGCAGUUGCCAAUAUUUGCACCAUCUUCACAUGCACCUGUUGCAACAAGAGCUUCUGGGAAGGUAAGUGGCAUUGGAGCUAGAUCACGUUUCACAAUUAGUGGUUGUUCUUUUCUGUGUUUGUCUUGCACUUUAAAAAAGAGAGAACACAUGCAAAUGAACUUGCUUGUGUGUAUUUGAUGGCUCUAAGGGCUAUAAAUUACAAACAAAACACAUCCCAGACAUUAGGAGUUCAUAAGUGUAUUUAAUGAAAUUGGUGGUUUUAGGAAGUCAACUUUAGUUUUGCUUUGUUUGCAUGUCCACUAAUUUUUUUAUUUUGAUAUUUGUCUUUUUUUUAAAUUUUACAGUAGUCAUCGAAAGUUAUGUUUCUUUGCUUACUUCAUUUUUUUCUCUAAUCAAGACUGGAACAAAAGUAUAAAUAUUAUUUAUUUCAGGUAGCAUUUUUUUCGUGUAGUUUUUUAAUAUAUACUUGAAGGAAAUGUUUCACCUUAUUUUUGGUCUUUGUUUAUUCAUUUAGACCCUGCAAGUUGAUUCUCAUUAAUUGUCAGAUUCCACUACCCUUUCUUCCUCAUAGAUAGUAAUUACCAAUGUAACUAAGUAUUUGUGUUCUGAUAUCUGAGGCCAGUAACUAUUAAUAUCUAGUUCUCAGAGCAUUUGGAAAGGUUAUCUUAAAUGGCUACCUAAAUUGAAAUCCUUUUCAGAAAAAAUAUAAUUGCAAGUAGGUAGGACUGGCCUAAAUUGUCUAAUGUAAUAAAGUCAGACAAAAUGCAUACUUUAUAGUUUCAAGAUUUUCAGUAUAUAAAAUCUGUCCAUUCCCAUUAAAAAGUGGAAGAUUUUAAAUAAUUUCUUUACAGAUGUUUUAUUUAAGCAGGUAGCUCAAUCUACUAAUGUUGUUUGAUCUGUGUUUGUUAUACUGGUUGUAAUUAAUUUUUUUAAUUCAUGAACUAGCAGAAAAUUUAUUAAAUUAACUAUUAACUACAUUCACCUUGUAAAUUACUGUAUAAAACUUGUUGACAAUGCACUGACUUUAGAAAGAUGUUAAUGUACAUAAAUAGAGUGUAAAUAAAAUAGUGUUGAUGUACCGAAA